Messenger RNA from Urocitellus parryii (Arctic ground squirrel), 3476 nucleotides. RefSeq names its product GTP binding protein 1 (gene Gtpbp1). Gene Ontology annotation, molecular function: translation elongation factor activity; GTPase activity; GTP binding. NCBI's taxonomy places the organism in Eukaryota, Metazoa, Chordata, Mammalia, Rodentia, Sciuridae. The record is from RefSeq and is a predicted model, not a curated record. Gene Ontology annotation, biological process: translational elongation.
AUGGCGGCGGAGCGGAGUCGCUCCCCGAUGGACUCGCCGGUGCCGGCCUCUAUGUUUGCCCCGGAGCCCAGCUCCCCGGGGGCGGUCAGGGCCGCGGCGGCCGCCGCCCGCCUCCACAGCGGCUUCGAGUCGGACUGCAGCGAGGACGGCGAGGCGCUCAACGGUGAGCCGGAGCUGGACCUCACCAGCAAGCUGGUUCUAGUGAGCCCUACAUCAGAGCAGUAUGACAGCCUACUUCGGCAGAUGUGGGAGAGGAUGGACGAGGGAUGCGGAGAGACCAUAUAUGUCAUUGGGCAGGGAUCAGAUGGGUCUGAGUAUGGGCUGAGUGAAGCUGACAUGGAGGCCUCCUACGCCACUGUGAAGAGCAUGGCGGAACAGAUAGAAGCUGAUGUCAUCCUCCUGCGGGAGCGUCAGGAAGCUGGUGGCCGUGUGCGUGAUUAUCUGGUCCGAAAACGAGUAGGAGACAAUGACUUCCUGGAGGUCAGGGUAGCAGUCGUGGGCAACGUGGAUGCCGGUAAAAGCACGCUCCUGGGGGUCCUGACACAUGGGGAACUGGACAAUGGCCGUGGCUUUGCCCGCCAGAAGCUUUUCCGCCACAAACAUGAGAUUGAAUCUGGUCGCACCAGCAGUGUGGGCAAUGACAUUCUGGGUUUUGACAGUGAAGGCAAUGUGGUGAACAAGCCUGACAGCCACGGUGGCAGCCUGGAGUGGACAAAGAUCUGUGAGAAAUCCACUAAGGUGAUCACCUUCAUUGACUUGGCUGGCCAUGAGAAGUACCUGAAGACCACUGUGUUUGGCAUGACUGGCCACUUGCCUGACUUCUGCAUGCUCAUGGUGGGCAGCAAUGCUGGCAUUGUGGGAAUGACCAAGGAGCAUCUGGGCUUGGCAUUGGCACUCAAUGUACCCGUCUUUGUGGUAGUCACCAAAAUUGACAUGUGUCCUGCCAACAUCCUACAAGAAACCCUGAAGCUAUUGCAGCGCCUGCUGAAGUCACCAGGCUGCCGGAAGAUCCCUGUGCUAGUGCAGAGCAAGGAUGACGUGAUUGUUACUGCCUCCAACUUCAGCUCUGAGAGGAUGUGCCCGAUAUUCCAGAUCUCCAACGUUACAGGUGAGAACCUGGAUCUCCUGAAGAUGUUCCUCAACCUCCUGUCCCCUCGAACCAGCUACAGGGAGGAGGAGCCUGCUGAGUUCCAGAUUGAUGACACAUACUCUGUUCCGGGUGUGGGGACAGUGGUGUCAGGGACAACACUGAGGGGUCUGAUUAAGCUGAAUGACACGCUGUUGCUGGGCCCAGAUCCCCUGGGCAACUUCCUCUCCAUUGCGGUCAAGUCGAUUCAUCGCAAGCGCAUGCCUGUCAAGGAGGUGCGGGGGGGCCAGACAGCCUCCUUUGCACUGAAGAAGAUCAAGCGCUCAUCCAUCCGGAAGGGCAUGGUGAUGGUUUCCCCACGCUUGAAUCCCCAAGCCUCCUGGGAAUUUGAGGCCGAGAUUCUUGUACUCCACCAUCCUACUACGAUUAGCCCACGCUACCAGGCCAUGGUGCACUGUGGGAGCAUCAGGCAGACAGCCACCAUACUGAGCAUGGACAAGGACUGCCUGCGCACUGGGGACAAAGCCACUGUCCACUUCCGCUUCAUUAAGACUCCUGAGUACCUACACAUAGACCAGCGGCUGGUGUUCCGGGAAGGCCGUACCAAGGCCGUGGGCACCAUCACCAAGCUCCUCCAGACCACCAACAACUCGCCAAUGAACUCCAAGCCCCAGCAGAUUAAAAUGCAGUCAACAAAAAAAGGACCUCUGACCAAACGAGAAGAAGGGGGCCCAUCUGGUGGGCCGGCAGUAGGGGCAGCCCUGCCUGGAGAUGAGGCUUCCUCUCUAGCCACGGGGCAGCCAGCCGCAGCCAGCAGUCUCCAGCCACAGCCCAAGCCCGGCAGUGGGGGUCGGCGACGAGGGGGCCAGCGCCACAAGGUGAAGUCCCAGGGGGCCUGUGUGACUCCUGCCAGCGGCUGUUGAAUCUUCCCUGGCUCAUUCCUACCACCCAGGGAUUCUCACUCUCUGGCCACUGCUCACCAGCUGGGCACAGCAGCUCUGAUCGCCACCCGCCCACCCCAGGCCCCAGCCAGAGCCUCCUCGCUGCCCACCCCUGUUUUCCAGGGGGUUGUAAUUUAUAAGCUGAGGAAGGCGGCCAGGCUUCCCGAGGACUGACCGUCUCCUGCCCCUCCCUGCCUCCUUCCUCACUCAUGCGUCUUUUGUACAUCUGGCCCUUAGUUUUUAUUCUUUUUAUUAUAUCUCUCAGUGAUUGUGUGUGUGUGUGUGUGUGUGUGUGUGUGAGUGUGCGUGUGUGUGUUUUGCAGGAGUGAGGCCCACCAGGGCCCUGUCAGUCUCUCCCCUUUUCUCCUCCGUGGCUGGCCACCAGCCUCCAGGAGCUGGCUGCCCGACUAACCAUCUGUCCCUCCAUCCACGUGUCUGUCUUGGUGAGAGCCUCAGAGCCUUUAGGGGAUGGCAGGAGCCACGGAGCCACCGCAGCCUCAGCUCACUGCUCCUCUGGGCACUGGCAGCCUCUCCACCAGACUGACCUCAGGGCAGGGGCUUCUGGGAUUUGGUGUCUUCCAUUGCCAGAGCAGGGCAUCCUCAAUCCUGGGGAUUUUAACAGGGAGAAAGUAGUGGUUUCCCUUUUCUGUCCGUCUUUUUCCCCUUAAGCCCUCAAACAGGUAAUGACAAAAACUCUUCAGUCAUACCUGUGACGUGUGGAAGGAAUGGCGACUGGACUGUAGGACUCUCCCCUAACUCUGGCCCUUGCCGUGGAUCCAAAGACCUGGUGGCUUCCCCUUGGAGACAAUCCUGUGCUUGCCUGGGCUGGCCCUGCUGUUCCUGGCUUUUGCCAGUCUGCCCAGUCUGGAGGGUCUCUUGCCCACGAGCCACCUCCUGCUUGGACUUUGGCCUUUGGGCACUGGUACAAGGCUGGGUCUGGACCUGCUCAGGAUCCUAUUUUCUAGCGCCGCCUGUUGUUGGGGAAAGGGGCAUUGCUGUAAGUGGGACUAGGACUGGAACUCCCCCUUCCCGCCGGCCGUGUCUACCCAGCAGGGCAGCUCCUGGAGCACAGCAGUGAAGGGCUUGAGCCCCAGGGUUUGAACCCCAGUUAGGGCACAGGGAGGGCGUGUGGGGCAGUGAGAAGGACUGUCAGGCCCAGCACAGAGCAUUUAGCCCUUAUGAAGCAUUGGGAAGUAAGGCUGCCCAGACCAGACAGUGACAUGGCCCCGUCCUGCCAGGACUGAGCUGUUCUAUAGCCCUUCAUUUAGGGUAAGAGGGACAAGGGGUCUUUUCUAKCCAGGGCAGACACCCGGUGGGCUAGGUCCUUCAGCCUUGCCUCUUUCCUGUCCCCAGCCCUCUCCUGUCCUUUCCUCCCUCCUAGCUGUUUCUAGUUACCACUGCCCCGUGGCCCUGGACUGACCAGACCAGCAUUCACAAUAAAAGUUUGU